Molecule: messenger RNA, 3946 nt
Organism: Bufo bufo (common toad)
Lineage: Eukaryota; Metazoa; Chordata; Amphibia; Anura; Bufonidae
Gene: DAGLA
Product: diacylglycerol lipase alpha
Exons: 20
Coding region: 189-3290 (1033 amino acids)
Biological process (GO): lipid metabolic process
Cellular component (GO): postsynaptic membrane; dendrite membrane
Source: RefSeq, a predicted model, not a curated record
GAACUUGUAGGACAGGUCUGCACUGGCAUGCACGACUUGGAAGAUGUUCAGGUUGCUUUCGCUUCCGUUGUUUCAAGAUGGCCCGUCCUGCCCUCCGGCCGCGAAUAAUCCUGUCUGUGGUGUCAGAUAUAUUGCCGUCUUUGAGACAGUAAGGGCAGGCCGCGGUGACGUAGUGCUUGCUGCUCACCAUGCCGGGGAUUGUGGUGUUCCGCCGGCGCUGGUCUGUGGGCAGCGAUGAUUUGGUGUUGCCGGGAAUCUUCCUCUUUGUACUGCACAGCACGUGGUUUGUUAUCCUAUCCGUGGUGCUCUUUGGCCUGACCUAUAACCCGCAUGAGACAUGUUCCCUGAAUCUGGUGGAUCACGGGCGUGGGUACCUGGGUAUUCUGCUCAGCUGCAUGAUUGCAGAGGUGGCCAUCAUCUGGUUGAGCAUGAGAGGGGGAAUCCUGUACACCGAACCUAGAGACUCCAUGCAGUAUGUGCUCUACGUCCGGCUCGCAAUCCUGGUGAUUGAGUUUGUGUAUGCCAUCGUGGGUAUUGUCUGGCUCGCUCAGUAUUACACGUCCUGCAAUGAUGUCACCGCAAAAAAUGUCACCCUGGGGAUGGUGGUAUGUAACUGGGUGGUCAUCCUUAGCGUCUGCAUUACUGUUCUCUGUGUGUUUGAUCCAACUGGAAGAACCUUUGUGAAGCUGCGUGCAACGAAAAGAAGACAACGGAACCUGCGCACUUACAACUUGCGACAUCGCCUGGAGGAAGGUCAGGCCAGCAGCUGGACCCGUCGUUUGAAAGUCUUCCUGUGCUGCACUCGCACUAAGGACUCUCAGUCUGACGCAUAUUCAGAAAUCGCUUACUUGUUUGCAGAGUUUUUCCGAGAUCUGGAUAUUGUGCCAUCUGACAUCAUCGCUGGGUUAGUUCUGCUGCGCCAAAGGCAGAGAGCAAAGCGCAACGCAGUGCUGGACGAGGCUAAUAAUGAUAUAUUGGCUUUCUUGUCGGGCAUGCCAGUCACUAGAAAAACAAAAUAUCUGGACCUGAAAAAUGCACAAGAGAUGCAGCGGUACAAGGAGGUCUGUUAUUACAUGCUGUUUGCACUGGCGGCAUAUGGCUGGCCCAUGUACCUCAUCCGGAAACCGACUUGUGGCAUCUGCCGAUUGGCGGGCGCGUGCUCCAGCUGCUGUUGUCUCUGCUCUUCUCGUCCUCGCUUUGCCCCUGGAGUUACCAUCGAGGAGGAUAACUGCUGCGGUUGUAAUGCAAUUGCUAUAAAGCGUCACUUCCUGGAUGAGAACAUGAACAUGGUGGACAUUGUGUACACUUCAUGUCAUGAUGCGGUCUAUGAAACCCCAUUCUUUGUGGCUGUUGAUCACGAUAAGAAGAAAGUGGUGAUUAGUAUACGUGGCACACUCUCUCCAAAGGAUGCCUUGACAGACCUCACGGGAGAUGCAGAGCGCUUGCCAGUGGAGGGUCACCAUGGGACAUGGUUAGGGCACAAGGGAAUGGUUCUUUCUGCUGAGUAUAUUAAGAAGAAGUUGGAGCAGGAAAUGGUGCUGUCUCAGGCAUUUGGCAGAGAUCUGGGACGUGGAACCAAACACUAUGGCCUAAUUGUAGUGGGCCACUCACUUGGAGCCGGCACCGCUGCUAUUCUGUCCUUCCUUCUGCGUCCCCAGUACCCUUCCCUAAAGUGUUUUGCCUACUCUCCACCAGGGGGCCUCCUAAGUGAGGAUGCCAUGGAGUAUUCCAAGGAGUUUGUUACGUCUGUAGUGCUUGGGAAAGACUUAGUACCCAGGAUUGGUUUGUCUCAACUUGAAGGAUUCCGCAGGCAUCUCCUAGAUGUUCUCCAGAGGAGCAACAAGCCAAAGUGGCGGAUAAUUCUAGGGGGCACUAAGUGUAUACCUAAAUCAGAACUUCCUGAUGAAUCCGAGGGGAUAACGGUGCCCAGUAAUCGGCUGUGGACUCACCCCAGUGAUCUAACCAUAGCGCUGUCAGCCAGCACCCCGCUCUACCCUCCUGGACGGAUCAUUCAUGUUGUGCACAAUCACCCGGCAGAGCAGUGCUGUUUCUGGGAUCAAGAGGAACCCACUUACUUUGCCAUUUGGGGAGACAACAAAGCAUUUGAAGAAGUAAUCAUCUCCCCAGCCAUGCUGCAUGAACACCUUCCACAUGUGGUAAUGGAAGGCCUCAAUAAGGUGUUGGAAAAUUAUAACAAGGGCAAAACCGCCCUGCUUUCAGCUGCCAAAGUGAUGGUGAGUCCAACAGAAGUUGAUCUGAACCCAGAACUGAUCUUCAGUCAGCCGCCACAUCUGUCGCCUCCUAUUCUGGAGGUGAUCCCUGCCAUCAUGCCUGGCACAAAUGCCAACAGGAGGAACAGCAGCACCAAGAGUAAGCAGUCUGAAAUCAGCCUCGAGGGAUUUUAUGACUCCCGUCUUCUGUCCCCGGUGCUGAAGGAUCCCGUUGAGCUUUUAUUGAUGAGCACCAAGGAUUGCCUAGCGGUGUCACUGCAAGACCGCAGAGCGCCAUUAGCUACAAUGGAGAGCCUCUCAGACAACGAGUCAGUUUACAGCUUCGAUUCCAGGCGUUCUUCUGGGUUCCGAAGUAUUCGCGGUUCGCCCAGUUUGCGGGCUGUCUUGGAGCGGGAUGAGUCGCACUGCUUCUUCAUUGACCCAACCAUUCCAGAGGAGAAUCCAUCCUUGAGCUCUCGUACUGAGCUGCUUGGAGCAGAUGCCCUUUCAAAGCACUCUCAAGAGAGCCAGCACACUGAGAUUAUCCAUAAUAGUGGUCGGUCCUCGCCCGGAGAUUUGCCACCCUGGGAUGAAGAAGCGGCUGCAGGAGCAGAGACCACCAGGGUGCAGACCCCAGCCCAGGAGGAACUGGCUUUACAGAAUGGACGCCUCACCGAAGUUCCAAGCCCUCAAGUACUAGAAUUUGCAGAAUUUAUAGACAGUCUUUUCAAUCUAGACAGUAAAAGUGGCUCUUUGCAGGACCUUUAUCAUAUGAUGGUGUCAGAAGGAACAGACCGUGAAAUGCCCAAGUCUAUAAGUGAUCAAGAGAUACUCUUAAGAGCACAGUUUGAGCCAAAUCUGGUGCCGAAGCCUCCCCGCCUUUUUGCCGGCUCAGCAGAUCCAUCAUCUGGCAUAUCUGUUUCUGCCUCUUUCCCUCUUAGCUCUUCAGGUGAACUCAUGGACCUUACACCGACAGGUAUGAGCAGCCAGGAGUGCCUGACCCCUGAUCCCACACGGACUGCCACACCUACAGGACCAACUCACGGCAAACCGGAAGAACUACUCAUCUCCGCUCUCUAGCAAAACGCACAUAAGCAAUUGAGUCCAGGAUCUUUGAUGGAAAUGCAGCGUUAGGAGUAGAAUAAUGCAAGCUUACAAUAGGAAGAGAUAAGCCAGAGCUUAGUUACCUGUGGUAAUUGAGUCGUAGGGAGAGCUGCCCUCCCACCAUCAAUUUUUAUUUUUAUGCCUGUGGCACCACUGUGUUACAGACUUUGCACAGCUGAAAGGGAUUUUCAGACCUUUUUGUGAAGAUCACAAACCAAGGAAGGUGAUACAUUGCACUAAGAAGAUGCCACUACAUUGGCAGUCUUGCGUGGCUUGUCUUUUUACCAGCCAAGAUUACUUGCCAACCUUGCUUCAGGAGUCUGUUCAGAUGGUGUGGUUGACGACAGACAAACUGUGUAGGCUUUCGGGGUGGUUUUACCUCUGGUCUGCAUUUGGGUAUUUAUAUUGGAUCAUACUAUUGCGGAGGUGUGUAGGUACAGUACCAGCUGGGGCAAACAAGGACACCCCUUCUGCCUUCAUUACAUUUAGGUGCCAUGUUUAAAAAGACAAAUGUUUGAGAAAAAGGGGCAUCAUUCAUUAAUCUCUGUAGGCUGGACCUCUCCCCGGUAUAGCUGAUGUAGUGUGGGAACUCAUUUUAAAGAGUUUGUCUCAUCAUAGACAAUGGGGGCAUA